Aedes albopictus (Asian tiger mosquito) is the source of this 2483-nucleotide messenger RNA. It is a transcript of the gene put, whose product is annotated as activin receptor type-2B. Gene Ontology annotation, biological process: protein phosphorylation; cellular response to growth factor stimulus; activin receptor signaling pathway. The record is from RefSeq and is a predicted model, not a curated record. Bases 1 to 1602 code for a protein of 533 amino acids. Gene Ontology annotation, cellular component: activin receptor complex; plasma membrane. Gene Ontology annotation, molecular function: ATP binding; activin receptor activity; activin binding. Lineage: Eukaryota; Metazoa; Arthropoda; Insecta; Diptera; Culicidae. The transcript has 7 exons.
AUGGACUCAAACAUGAUCCCUGUGGAAGGCCAAACUUUCCUUCUGUACUCCAUUACAAACUUUUACGUCCUAUUUCAUUGUCUUAUUCUGCUAACAGUUACAGCUGGAUUGGAGGCAUCCCUCAGCCGGGGCAACACGGAGACCGGCUCCGGGUUGGUGUGCGAAUCGUACGAAUGCAAGGACGGUGAAUGCUCGGUCGGCAUCGAGGUAUGCGACGAGGGCGACUCCGACAAACCGAUGGGAUGCUUCGUCGUGUGGAGCACCAACAAUGUUACAAAUGAAGUCAAGGUAACGAUGAAGGGUUGCUUCAGCAACCCGAACGACUGCAACGGUACGGAGUGCAUCGAUACCACCAUGGGUACCAAGAACAACCUGAACUACUGCUGCUGCCGGUUGAGCAUGUGCAACAAGGAACACCGGUGGGUUCCCAAUGUGACCAAUGCUCCGGAACCGAUCACUCCGAUGCAGCAGGAAUCGGGCAGCUUUAUGAUGGUUGCUGUCGUCGUAACCGUAAUAUUGUUUGUUUUGUCGGGCUUCGUUGCGCUCGCGUGUCGACAGCGGAAGCCAUCAAUGUUCAACGAGAUACCAACGAUUGAACCGGAGAUUACCAGCUCAUCGCCGAACAUCGCGCUGCUGCCGAUCCAGCUGGUCGACCUGAAGGCCCGAGGACGGUUCGGGGUGGUAUGGAAAGCUCAGUUGAUGUCCCAGGAAGUCGCCGUUAAGAUAUUCCCCAUGCAAGAGAAGCAGUCCUGGCUGACGGAACAGGAGAUAUUCAAGCUCCCGCGGAUGAACCACCCGAAUAUCCUGCAGUUCAUCGGGUGCGAGAAGCACGUUGAGCUGAACAAUACGGACUUUUGGCUUAUCACGGCCUACUGCAGCCAUGGGUCACUGUGCGACUACCUAAAGUCCCACACUGUGACCUGGCCAGAGCUGUGCCGGAUUGCCGAGAGUAUGUCCCGCGGGUUGAUGCAUCUACACGAGGAGAUUCAGGGCAGCAAGACGGAAGGGUUGAAGCCGUCGAUCGCCCACCGGGACUUCAAGAGCAAGAACGUACUGCUGAAGGAUGACUUGACGGCGUGCAUCGCCGACUUUGGACUUGCACUGAUUUUUACACCGGGAAAACCUUGUGGGGACACCCACGGUCAAGUCGGAACCCGUCGUUACAUGGCUCCGGAGAUCUUGGAGGGCGCGAUCAACUUCACUCGGGAUGCCUUCCUUCGGAUUGAUGUUUACGCCUGUGGUUUGGUCCUGUGGGAACUGGUUUCACGCUGUACGGUGCACGGUGGUAUUGUGGACGAGUAUCGGCUGCCAUUCGAGGCCGAACUGGGGUCACAUCCGACGCUGGAGGAAAUGCAGGAAAAUGUCGUCACGAAGAAGCUUCGGCCGAGGAUUUACGAUCACUGGAGGAAUCAUAAUGGUCUCAACGCCCUGUGCGAUACGAUGGAGGAAUGCUGGGACCACGACGCCGAAGCCCGACUCUCGUCUUCCUGCGUGAUGGAGCGCGUUUCGCAGCACAGCCGGUAUCAGGUGAUGACACCGCUGCUGAUCGAGACCAACACCACUAACGACCUGCCACCGAAGGUUGCUUCGGAAAGUGUGUAAGAGAGAGCGAGAGAGAGGCAUGGACACUUACUGCAAUCAUUUGAUAGAGAUUCAUCGCUAAAACCGGAACUUCCGGAAUCUUCUUAUCCCGCGUGGGGGGUCAUCCCCCAUCGCGUCAUAGCUUUUACCGGCGUAAGCCACGCAUGAUUUCUUUUACGUUGGAAAACCAUGCUUUUUAUAAGAGGAUCGUCCAUUGUCGGAAAAUAACUAGUUUUUAAAGCAGAUAUCAAUCAACAAACUAAGGUAGUAUCGAACGUGGAAGACCACCUAAGGCCUUCGAAUUGGACUUACGAACGAACUUGACGUUCAGGGAUUUAUAAACUAUUAUCAAAAUUCAUGCUUUUAUUAAGUGGGAAAGCAAUAUACAACAAGCAGCUGGACGUAGUCGACAUGGAAAGAGGCCUUUCCCGAUUUCGCAAAGUGGAUCGGGCAAACAGAUGUUGAAAGUUGGACUGCAAAAUAAAGUUUGGACUGAGUCACUGCUAAGCUAUAGUAGUGUAGAUGGCGACACCUAUCCCGGGGAUAGUUCGUCGAAACAAAAUUAAGAACCAAAAUGUUUGGACCGGAUUUUUUAAUCACCUCAAAAAGUAAAAUUUUAACGAAAAUCAAGUUUAACGUCUCAGUGAAUUAUUAGAUUUUAUGGAUUAUUUCAUAUUACUUUAAUCAGACGCAACCGUUUAUGCAUUCAGUUUUGAUGAAACGACUAGGUACGAUAAGCAUACAUACGUCCGUGUAAGUAGGUCUGCAAGACUUGCAGAUCGUCGCAACGUGGAGAUGUUCGCUAGGAUAUACUUUUUAAAACAAUUUUCCUCCAAUAGUGUGUACUUGUAUGCCAUCAUUAGUUCAAUAAAGGUCAAUCUAUUUAGUAUUAGUCAUCGAAA